Molecule: messenger RNA, 2576 nt
Organism: Eriocheir sinensis (Chinese mitten crab)
Lineage: Eukaryota; Metazoa; Arthropoda; Malacostraca; Decapoda; Varunidae
Product: beta-secretase 1-like
Exons: 10
Coding region: 245-1675 (476 amino acids)
Biological process (GO): amyloid-beta metabolic process; membrane protein ectodomain proteolysis
Cellular component (GO): trans-Golgi network; endosome; membrane
Molecular function (GO): aspartic-type endopeptidase activity
Source: RefSeq, a predicted model, not a curated record
GAGCAUAACCCAAAGGAGGAGCAGGAACAGGUCCUUGCCAGGUUUCCCCAGCCAGCCCAAUGCAUGAAGCUCUGCACCCCUAACUGAGACAAGUAUAGGGAACGGACAACUCCUCCAACAAUGCCUCGGGAACGACUCAGACUGCUGACCCCUGUGCUGACCGUCCAGCCCUCCACCGCUCAGCUAACACAGAGCCCCUGCCCACAUUGGAAGCUUUUUCGUCAAAGGUGUUAACUUCCCAGUGAUGACACACACAGUUCAUCAGUGGGUGUUGGGCUGGCACACCCUUUCCUUCAUGGCCUGCAUCACUAUCCAAGGGACUGCCUCUCACCCACCUGAGCCCCCAGACCCCAGCCCACCUGGUCCAGCCCAUUCCUGGAACCUCUUUGGGAAGCCUGGUGAUGGUUACUACACACAGGUGGAGGUUGGCACGCCCCCACAGAAGUUCAACGUGUUGGUUGAUACCGGGAGCAGCAACUUUGGCAUAGCAGGAGUUGCUGACGAGGGGCUUGACAGCUUCUUUGAAUCUGAAAACUCAUCAACCUUUGUUGACUUAGGGAAGGAAGUCAGGGUAAUAUAUACACAAGGCAGCUGGAGUGGGAGGCUGGGCCAGGAUGUGGUUUGCUUCCCUGGCGUGGAGGGAGUGGCCGCGCCCCUGAUGACUGACGUGGCACUCAUCACCUCCUCAAAAAACUUCUACGUCAACAAUUCAAAGUGGCAGGGUAUUGUUGGCCUUGCCUUCCCAGUGUUGGCUCAGCCCCAGGGAGCACUACAGUCCUGGCUAGAUGAAGUCACCACCAGGGGUAAUCUGUCCAACACAUUCACUCUUGAACUGUGUGGGCCAUCCAGAGAGAAUGGCCCUUCCUUGCACCAUGGCAGACUGACCAUUGGUUCUGGUGGUGGUGGGUGUUCCCCCAAGGCGGUGAGCUGCCCCAUCAGACGCAAGUGGUUCUAUGAGGUGGUGGUGACGGCCUUGAGUCUGGGAGGGAAGGCCGUCAAUGUGCCUUGCGUUACGUUCAACACUGACAAAAGCAUCGUGGACUCGGGCACAUCAAAUUUACGUCUGCCUUCACCUGUUUUCAAAGCAGUCAUUGCAGAAUUAAAGCUACAAACUUCAGACAUCAGCCCCCCUGUGCCGGAGGAAUUUUGGUCAGGAAACGAGGAGGUCUGCUGGUCUCAGGGCAGCGAGGAAAUGUGGCAAACCUUUCCCAACCUCACCAUAGACCUGGCCAGCGGUAACCAUACAACCAUCACCAUCACCAUCCAGCCCCAGUCCUACAUGCGCCCGGCGCCAGACACCAACUUGACCUCCUCAGAGUGCUGGGUGCUGGGGAUUGAUGAGUCACACACUGGAACAGUGUUGGGUGCAGUAAUACUAGAAGGCUUGUGUGUGACGUUUGAUCGGACACAAGGUGUGAUCAAAUUCUCAGAGUCUACGUGUGGGCCGCCUGUCACCCUCGGAGAAAUUCACAACACGGCAGACAUGAGUUUGUGUGUGUACACCCCCGAGGGAAUAGGCGGCCUGACCUUGGCCUCCUACAUCAUGAGUGGCAUCCUAGGCCUCCUCUCACUGCCCCUGGUGCUGGCGGCCCUCCGGUGGGCGUGGAGGGCCAUCUGCAGCGUACAACUAAACUCAGAAGUUCCCUUUAUAUAUUUAGAUGAAAGCAGUACCUGAGAGUGGCUUACUAGUUACUAACUAUAGCUUUCAUAUAUUGCAUUAGAUGGAGAGUCUCAGUUUAUUUAUUUAUUGUCAUAUUCAGGUUUAUGGGUAACUUAGUGCCUAACAAGUGACCUAAGAGCUACAAAUGGUGGUUAUUAUAAUUUAAUUUAAAUAUCCCUUGUAGGAGAUUUCUGGAGGUGGUGAGACUCCAAGCCCCCUCGCCACACUCUGCCUCUCAUUUCCCUGAUUCUCCUUAGCAACACAUGAAUGUGAAGGACCCCUUUAGGAUGUGAUAGUUCUUUGUCAUAGAUCACAGCCUAGCUCAUUAAAAUGAGCUGUCAACAAAGUUGUCUUAAUUCUAAAGACUUAUAAUAUCUUAGAAUAUUUAUGAGCCACAAUUGUACUACACUCGUCUGGAGCCGGGCAGCACACACUUCCUCCUACAUGUUGGUGCUAACAUGUCACUGUCCAUCACUGCAAACAGUGCCAGGACAUCGUGGCCCCGUCGUCCACCACUGGCUGGUGUGUUGGUAGGCUUCAUGUGCUAUCACAAGGCAGGAGCUCAUGGGGUGAGCAUGGGAGCUGGCCCUUCCCUAGCUCCCCCACACCAAAUGAAUACAGAAAUAUGAAAACACUGGGUACAAUCAAGUGUCCUUCAAACUCCACUAUGUCAAGUGUUUGUGUGUGUAUUUACCUAGUUUUAUUUACCUAGUUGUGAAAUACAGGAAAAGAGCCGUACUAGGCUCGUGCUGUCCCGUCUCCAUAACGCUUAUUAUCCAGUUUGGUUUUAAAUUUAUGAAUCGCUUUUGCACACACAGUCUCCUCGUCAAGUCCGUUCCAUGUUGAUUUGCUUCUGUAUGGAAAACUGUGUGUGUGUGUGUGUGUGUGUGUGUGUGUGUGUGUGUGUAUGUAUGUA